This is a messenger RNA of Pogona vitticeps (central bearded dragon), 2519 nucleotides long. RefSeq names its product ARF interacting protein 1 (gene ARFIP1). The record is from RefSeq and is a predicted model, not a curated record. Gene Ontology annotation, cellular component: trans-Golgi network membrane. Lineage: Eukaryota; Metazoa; Chordata; Lepidosauria; Squamata; Agamidae. Gene Ontology annotation, biological process: regulation of Arp2/3 complex-mediated actin nucleation; intracellular protein transport. Gene Ontology annotation, molecular function: phospholipid binding; protein domain specific binding.
UUUUCUUUUGGAAGGAGCAAGAGACAAUAGAGUAGCGAGAGGACUUUCUACUUCCGGCCAGGCAGUUCCGGUUGGUGGUGGAGUUGCUGGAGGGAAAGUGAGGGGAAGUAUCUAGGCGGAGGCCGGUCCGCCGCGUGCAGGUUUUGAAAGGGCCUCUCCUUCGCCGUCGUUUAUUUUCGUGGGUUGUGGUGAAACCGCAGUAGGAAAUAGUCGAGCUGAAGGUAUGUCAGAACACAACGACAGUUCUACAAGUGUUGAUGAAUUUCACCAAGCUUCAGAAGAGGUCCAGUCUGAUUCUGAGGAGACUUCAAUGGCUCAGGAAUCUCCCAAAAAUUCAGCAGCAGAGAUCUCUGUCACAACCAAUGGAGAACUUGAAGAUACACAAGAACACAACUUUAAUAGGGACUUGAAGCGUUCCCUACCAGCUGGACUUGGUUUGUCUGAGACACAAAUUACAUCACAUGGCUUUGACAGUACCAAAGAAGGCAUCAUUGAAGCUGGACCGUUCCAAGGUUCUUCAUCAUUACCUAUGUCACCUGUUAUAUCACCUAGCAGUGCAGCAGCUAGCAGAUUGGCUGGACAAGGGAGUGAUUUAAUAAUUCCGAAAGGCAGUGUAAGAAUGCAGCAGAAAAGUGGACCAGUUGUUCUAGCAGAGGAGGUGAAGAAUCCAGCAAUGGAGAAACUUGAGCUUGUAAGAAGAUGGAGUUUGAACACUUACAAGUGCACUCGUCAGAUAAUCUCUGAGAAGCUGGGCCGAGGCUCACGAACAGUAGAUCUAGAGUUGGAAGCACAAAUAGAAAUUCUGAGGGAUAACAAAAAGAAGUAUGAAAACAUCCUGAGACUGGCACAAACCUUGUCAACUCAGCUUUUCCAGAUGAUGAAUACUCAAAGGCAACUUGGAGAUGCAUUUGCAGACUUAAGUUUGAAAUCAUUAGAACUUCAUGAGGAGUUUGGAUACAAUGCAGAGACACAGAAACUUCUGGCUAAAAAUGGUGAAACUCUUCUUGGGGCAAUUAAUUUUUUUAUUGCUAGUGUGAAUACCUUGGUGAAUAAAACUAUUGAGGAUACAUUACUUACCGUGAAGCAAUAUGAAAGUGCCAGGAUUGAGUAUGAUGCUUAUCGCACAGAUCUAGAAGAACUGAAUCUUGGCCCAAGAGAUGCAAAUACCUUGCCAAAGAUUGAGCACUCACAGCAACUCUUCCAACUGUAUAAAGAGAAGUAUGACAAAAUGCGCAAUGAUGUAUCAGUUAAAUUGAAGUUUUUGGAGGAAAACAAGGUCAAAGUAUUGCACAAUCAGCUUGUUCUGUUCCACAAUGCCAUCGCAGCAUACUUCUCAGGAAAUCAAAAACAGCUUGAACAGACGCUUAAACUAUUCCAUAUCAAAUUGAAAACGCCUGGAGUUGAUGCUCCAUCCUGGCUUGAAGAUCAGUAAUGGAAACAGGCCCGAAGAUCCCUCAAUCAACCCAGGAUCUUGUACACUUAAUGAGAAUCAAGGAACUUAAUAAGAAGGACUGUUUAUAAUAAUACUUGCAGAAGCAGCUUUAAUUUCUUUCCCCUUGAUAAUGUAGUAAUUUGGGAGGGUGGGUGGAUGUACCCAGAUGUAAUUUGCCACUUCAGAAACAAUGUUUUGUAUCUGUGGGUGGGUGGCUUUCUUGAAUAGGGAAAUAUAGAUUUGCACUGACAAAGAUGUUUGUGAUCUCUGGUAAUUGUGGUGCCUAGAUGAAAAAUUUUCCAAAGGGAGAUACUCAUAAUUUGUAUCAACAUCUGGUAUUUUAUAUAAAUGUAUUAAAAGUUCUCUCAAGAUUCUUUUUCAUGUAAUGGUGUUUAAAGAAUAAAUAUUUUAGAGUAACUACACAGGGCUUUUGAACGGCAUCCACACAAUCAGUGAUUGGCUGAUAUGUGGAGUUGCAGCAAAUACCUUUUAAAAAGUUAAAUCUUCCCACUGUAUGUUCGGAAACACUACAGAGAAAGGCCCUCUUAGUCUGAAGCUUUUAAUGUACAUUUUAGCACUGUAAAGAAGACUUGCUAAGAAAGCAGGGCUUAGCCCCAUUCAUUCCAUUUUUAACUUCAUAUAAAAACAUACCUUUUCUUGCCUUAAAUUCAAAAAGUGCCUUUGCAACACUUCCUGUAUAUAGUCUAAAAGAAGCUUUUGACUGAUCUCUUUUUGAAGAGAGACUUAAGGCCAGUCUGGAUUAUGUGUGUUUCCAUCUGAACUGUGGAAAUGUCACCUUAUUCUAGUGGAUUGUAUGUUUAUUUUUCCCUUAAUCAUUAGUUACUAAAUGUACAAUUCUUUCUUGUCAUAGCCUUUUAUAAUUCACUGUUCUGAAGCAUCUUUUUUGCACACUUUCCACUGCUUUUUGUGUUUAUAUAGAUGAAGUACUUAAAGUAACUUAUCAUCGCUUAUAUGGAUUGUAUAAUUAUGUAUUAUAUGUUGAAAUAGAUUCAAAUUCUAAAAUGGUUUUGUUUCAGUCUUAAUGUAAAAUGUUUAUCAAGUACAACUUAAAUCAUUCCUUAUUACA